Molecule: messenger RNA, 1070 nt
Organism: Condylura cristata (star-nosed mole)
Lineage: Eukaryota; Metazoa; Chordata; Mammalia; Eulipotyphla; Talpidae
Gene: CDC34
Product: cell division cycle 34
Exons: 5
Coding region: 7-717 (236 amino acids)
Biological process (GO): ubiquitin-dependent protein catabolic process; protein polyubiquitination
Molecular function (GO): ubiquitin conjugating enzyme activity
Source: RefSeq, a predicted model, not a curated record
GCCGCCAUGGCCCGGCCGCUGGUGCCCAGCUCGCAGAAGGCGCUGCUGCUCGAACUCAAGGGGCUGCAGGAGGAGCCGGUCGAGGGCUUCCGGGUGACCCUGGUGGACGAAGGCGACCUGUACAACUGGGAGGUGGCCAUCUUCGGGCCCCCCAACACCUACUACGAGGGCGGCUACUUCAAGGCACGCCUCAAGUUCCCCAUCGACUACCCUUACUCCCCGCCAGCAUUCCGGUUCCUGACCAAGAUGUGGCACCCUAACAUCUAUGAGACAGGGGACGUGUGCAUCUCUAUCCUCCACCCUCCCGUCGACGACCCCCAGAGUGGGGAGCUGCCCUCGGAGAGGUGGAACCCCACCCAGAACGUCAGGACCAUCCUCCUGAGCGUCAUCUCCCUCCUCAACGAGCCGAACACCUUCUCUCCGGCCAACGUAGACGCCUCGGUGAUGUACAGGAAGUGGAAAGAGAGCAAGGGCAGGGACCGGGAGUACACAGACAUCAUCCGGAAGCAGGUCCUGGGGACCAAGGUGGACGCGGAGCGGGACGGCGUGAAGGUGCCCACCACACUGGCCGAGUACUGCGUGAAGACCAAGGCGCCCGCGCCCGACGAGGGCUCCGACCUGUUCUACGACGACUACUACGAGGACGGCGAGGCCGAGGCCGAGGCCGACAGCUGCUUCGGGGACGAUGAGGACGACUCUGGCAACGAGGAGUCCUGACACCACAUCCCCCGAAUAAACUUACAGAUUUUACCUCACCAGGCCCAGACUGUGUGGGCCCCUGGGGCUCCUGACGCCGAGACUACCUCACAGGAGGUGUGCGCGGUCCCUCGGCUUCUCUCCUGCUCUCACCUUUCCUGCUUGUUCUGGAUUUUCCUCUGCUUCGGAGAGGGGGCCGCUGCCACGUGUCCCUCUGGCCCUCCUGUGCUGGUCACCUGACUGACUCGUGCCUGGCCGCAGGGCCCCUGGCCAGAGCCGGAGCUCGGAGCCCCAGCUCUCAAGUGGACACGUGAACCUCGGUCACCUCUCUGCUUUGGUGUGUUUGGAAUCUAAAUAAAAGGACUUUAUGAGAA